Messenger RNA from Emiliania huxleyi CCMP1516, 777 nucleotides. RefSeq lists its product as hypothetical. The annotation marks the transcript as partial. Gene Ontology annotation, cellular component: cytoplasm. NCBI's taxonomy places the organism in Eukaryota, Haptophyta, Isochrysidales, Noelaerhabdaceae. Gene Ontology annotation, biological process: intracellular signal transduction; protein phosphorylation. The record is from RefSeq and is a predicted model, not a curated record. The transcript has a single exon. Gene Ontology annotation, molecular function: protein serine/threonine kinase activity; ATP binding.
GGCAGCUACACGCUCCUCGAGGUGAUUGGGCAGGGCACCUUUGGCGAGGUGCUGCUCGGGGUGGAGCGCUGCACGCGCGAGCCGGUCGCCGUCAAGGCUCUUGAGCGGUGCAAGAUCUGCGAUGAGGACUCGCGCGAGCGGCUGGCGAACGAGAUCUCCAUCUUGCACCGCGUGCACCACGCGAACCUGCUCCAGCUGCUCGAGGUGGUCGAGGAGGUCGACGCCAUCUACCUCGUCACGGAGCACGUCGGCGGCGGCGAGCUCUUCGCGCACAUCGUCAAGAAGGGGCGGCUCGGCGAGGCGGAGGCGGCGCGGCUCUUCGGGCAGAUGGUUGCUGCGGUGGAGUCGUGCCACCGCAACCUCGUCAUCCACCGCGACCUCAAGCCGGAGAACGUCCUCCUCGACGCCCGCGGCGACAUCAAGGUGAUCGACUUUGGGCUCGGCACCAUCCUCUCCUCCCCCGAGGAGGUGCUCGACGUCGCUUGCGGCUCUCCGCACUACGCCGCGCCAGAGAUGCUCCUCGGCGGCGGCUACCUCGGCCAGCGAGUCGACCUCUGGUCGCUCGGCGUCUGCCUCUACGCGAUGCUCUGCGGCUGCCUCCCCUUCGACGAGCCAGACAUGGACGCGCUCUACGACCGCAUCAUCGGAGUCGACUUCGACUUUGCGCCCGCGCCAGGCCUCUCCGCGGCAGCAAAGGACCUGCUCUGCGGCCUGCUGCACAUGCCUCCCGACGAGAGGAUCACCGUGCGAGGCGUCCUCUCGCACAAGUGGCUGCGC